AUGGUAAAAUUGCAGCAACAACAGUCGCAGUCAUUACAGUGUGGAACGACAACAUUCAAUAAAUUAUCAUUCGAUCCAGCGACAAAAUUAAGUCUUUUACCCUCAGCGAAAUUAACAAAUAUUCUGUUGGAGAAUAUUAUUGGAUCGAAUGAUAUUUGUUAUCAGGUUAAGCAUCACAUCCCACCGAAAAUUAAACAUUCCUUCACGACAUUUCAGCAAUUAAUAACGACAUGUUUGAACUGUACAAAAUGUUCAUCAAGUUUAGCGAAUAUUUAUCGAUAUUUACAUGAAAUAUUAAAAGAUGUAAAAGUGUCAUUAAUUGUGGUGAUACGUGGUGUAAAUCAUCGACAAAUAAAUGAUAUUAAUGAAGAAAAGAAAGUACGAUUUGCAUUCAUCGAAGAUGAUGCACCAUUAUCGCUUGACGAUUGUCAAAUUAUUGAUGGUAACGAAGGUGAUGCAUUUCGAUAUGCACAUGCAAAAGAUCGCCUACAGAGGAGAUUAUUUAAUGCUGCGAAGAAAGCUUUAACAAGAAUUCCGACGAGACAACUCCGUCAAGAUGACAAAGAUCUUGAUUCAGAUUGCCCAGUUUGCAUUGACCCCUACCGUAGCGGGGAUUUGGUUCGAUGUUUGCCAUGCAGACAUGUUUUCCAUAAAAUGUGUGUAGAUCCUUGGCUACUUGAACAUCGCACGUGUCCAAUGUGCAAAAGCGAUAUUCUAAAGGCCUUCGGUUAUCAUGUAUCAUUAAAUCGGAGAACACCAGUUAAUAACCAAAUAGAAGAAUCUCAAGUAGUAGCAAAUGAUCGACUCAACGUUGAUGUGCAUUCGACAGGUUCCGAGUCGAUCUUUCCAUUUACAAAUCAUAAUGAUCUACAAGAACCAUUCAGUUUUACGCCAUCAGUAUCAUCUCAACUUGUACAACAGGUAAUGCAUAGCUCAAAUGCCAGUGCUUUUUCAAUAAUUCCCCUAACUGUUCAUAACGUUCCGUUAUCGACGUCUCGUAACUUACAAACGAGCAUUCAAAGAGGUAAUUUUCUUUCUCUUAUUCUGUGA
Messenger RNA from Dracunculus medinensis (Guinea worm), 1050 nucleotides. The record is from the annotation of a GenBank genome assembly. Lineage: Eukaryota; Metazoa; Nematoda; Chromadorea; Rhabditida; Dracunculidae.